Molecule: messenger RNA, 636 nt
Organism: Penicillium argentinense
Lineage: Eukaryota; Fungi; Ascomycota; Eurotiomycetes; Eurotiales; Aspergillaceae
Exons: 3
Coding region: 1-636 (211 amino acids)
Source: RefSeq, a predicted model, not a curated record
AUGGGCUUGACGAAGCUCUUGACAUUGACGACUCUGGGCCUCGUGGCGGCCGAAACAUCCGUCGUGUCGCUGUUCCUGUUCGACGCGUACGAGGCCGAAGGUGGAGCUGAUGCUCAUUCGCUGGCCGGCUCGGUCGUGGCCGUGGACGCUGGCACCACCACUUACAGCAUUAACUGUGGCCCGGGUGUCGACUCCAACGAAUGCCCGUUUCUGCCGGGAUUGUGGUACACGCAGGGUCCCACAUCUAUUGAAUAUGCCUUGCAGAGCCCUUAUGACAGAUACGGCACCGUGGCCUGCUCGCUGGGAGGCUCUACCUCUGCCGUCUGCACGGAUGUGCUUCCCACGACGGGCUCGAACUCCAUGCAGCCGCAGACCACCUCCAUUGGGAAGGACAUGAUUGCUUCCGAGCGUGUGACGAUCACUGCCGGGGCUACUGCGACCGCUACCGGUGCCUCGGCUACCAAGACUGAUGAGUCGAGCAGUACUGCCGAUUCUAGCACUGCCGACUCUAGCAGCGCUACUUCUCAGGGCACGGGUGCUUCUUCGACUAGCACCGGUGGGCUGCCUCAGAUUACUGCCAGCCCUGGACUUGCGCUGGGUGGUGUUGCAGCAGCACUGGCGGCAGCUGCUCUGUGA